Molecule: messenger RNA, 814 nt
Organism: Neodiprion virginianus
Lineage: Eukaryota; Metazoa; Arthropoda; Insecta; Hymenoptera; Diprionidae
Exons: 3
Coding region: 73-624 (183 amino acids)
Source: RefSeq, a predicted model, not a curated record
ACGAUUGCAGUUCAAAAUUACGAGGCAAGCUGCCAGAGUAAAUUAAUCUGGUGUAAGUAAUACGUUAAAAAAAUGUCCGGUCUGCUAGUCGCUCUGCCUCUUCAGCUCGCUUGCCAGCUGUAUAGUAAUGGUAAUUUGAGCUACGGGAAUAAUAGUUUUGAUUACACGUCAGCGCCGAAUCAACCCACUGUUCUACCAGCGGGUUAUACCGCGUUUCCAGAUGUCGGAGUAGCCUACAAGCUCCACAAAAAUCAAGUCACGUGGAACACGGGAAGAAAACUGUGUGUCGCUGAUGGUGGGAACUUGGCCGUCAUCGACUCCUUCAAAAAGAACGACUACGUAGCCAGCAUGAAAGGACUUGGUUCACACGUGGGUAUUCAUAGAUUGUUCGAUAAUGUCGAAUGGGUCAGUGUUAAAACUGGUCAACCGCUGAAUUUUAUACCGUGGAGACCAGACCUAGGAUCUGGGCAAUGUGGGGCAAUAUUUAGUGAUGGAAAGGGAGUAGGCCCUUGGAAUUGCAACUCUGUAUUACCGGUCUUGUGUGAGAUUCCAAUGUUCACUAAUCGCGAUAAUGAGACAGAAAUCGCCCAGAAGCAAAUGGUCGCGUUAGUCCGCAAUAAUUAACUCAUCGAGAACGUACCUAUUUCUUCGAUCAUGGACAACACUCUGGGUCAAAAUGAUUUUGUCUAAUUUUUUAUGCACCAUUUCAAAUAUACGAGUGCGAUCUACCUGAAAAGUUUCAGGGGCAUACUUUCACUAUCUUAACAUAUGAUAGCGUAGUUUAGAAUUAUAAAUAUGACUUAAAAAUCUGAAU